Molecule: messenger RNA, 416 nt
Organism: Brassica oleracea var. oleracea
Lineage: Eukaryota; Viridiplantae; Streptophyta; Magnoliopsida; Brassicales; Brassicaceae
Product: germin-like protein subfamily 1 member 11
Exons: 2
Cellular component (GO): cell wall
Molecular function (GO): manganese ion binding
Source: RefSeq, a predicted model, not a curated record
UCAAAAUCUAAUUGAAGAAACAAUAUAAUUGUUUUAAGUCAAAAUAUAUGGGCAUGAAGAAUCUCUCAUUUCUUGCAGUCCUAUCUCUCCUAGCUUUAACUCUUCCAUUAGCCAUUGCUUCUGACCCAAGCCCCCUUCAAGACUUCUGCGUCGGCGUCAACACCCCAUCAGAUGGUGUGUUUGUGAAUGGAAAGUUCUGCAAAGACCCAAAGCUCGUCACCGUGGAUGACUUCUUUAUGGCAGGGCUUCAAAAUGCAAGACCCGUAGCUAAUGUAGUCGGGUCGAAUGUCACAGCCGUUAAUGUUAACAACCUUCCAGGGUUAAACACCCUUGGAAUCUCGCUUGUCCGCAUAGAUUAUGGAGUAAAUGGACAAAACCCACCUCACACCCACCCACGUGCUACCGAGAUCCUCUAU